This is a messenger RNA of Pararge aegeria (speckled wood butterfly), 1035 nucleotides long. RefSeq lists its product as uncharacterized. The transcript has a single exon. The record is from RefSeq and is a predicted model, not a curated record. NCBI's taxonomy places the organism in Eukaryota, Metazoa, Arthropoda, Insecta, Lepidoptera, Nymphalidae. Bases 295 to 717 code for a protein of 140 amino acids.
AGUCCGCUCGCCCCGCGCGACCUCGCCCCGCGCCUCGCGCAAUCGCGGCUAACAGUUUUAUUUUCCCGAAUAAACUUUAUCAAACAAAGCGUGCGUGCCCCGCACCCUGCAUCUGCUCGCCCAGCUGUUCCCAGUGCAGCUGGCUGCGCCGUCCCACUUCCCCGCGCGGUUGCGCACUAGAGUGCGAGUGGGAUGGAUAGCAACUAGUGUAAUCGCAUCGAGACCCUUCAGCUCCCUGUGAAAAGCUCAUUCGCAGUCCGUAUCCCGACGCCGGCGGGCAAACUGUGAGCAACCAUGACGAGCAAGCGCAAACGUGAACGCGACAAUGAGCCUGAGCGGUAUCUGAAGCGUCAGCGGCGCCGCAAGCGUUCCCGCAGCGUGCCGCUUAUGAAUGAUCCUGAUAACGCUGAGAAGCGUCAAGCACUGAAGCGUUUAUUUGGGCGCAUUUGUUCAGUGGGAAUCGAGAACGACAACAUCCCGGCGGACUUGUUUGACAACACGAGUGACAGCGACACCCAGUACGCUUACGGUGACGAGAACGACGACCCGCUGCUGGACUCGGUGCCUGUGGACAUGGAUCCGGAGCAGCUCGGCUUCUUAGUGUGCGCUCAGGAGACGCUGAGAUUCCUGCACUGCCGCGGGGUGGCCGAGCACCCGAUGUUUUCCCGACUGCGUAUGCGUCUUCUCCGCGGCAUAGACGAGAUGGCGAUGGCCUGAGCAAUGCUUGGCCCAGACCCCACCAAGAAAUAAUCCUGCUUCAGUCUUCACUCUUGGACGUUCCUCACUACUGUGGUUUAUUUAAUGUCAAUCGAUGUGAUCUCCCUAAACAAAGAACUUUUCUAUUCCUAAAGUCGGGGCUCUGGCGUAGCGAUUAAGAUAUAUCGGUGUAAAAUUGAUGUUGUGUAUCAAAUAUUCGAAUCAACAGGUGGCCCGCAAGGGUGUUCUAGUCAUAACUAGUCAAUAUCGAAAUAGUUAUAUGUGUUAAACGAAUGAAAGUAUUGAUAUUUAAUUUAAUGUAAUAAAUUCGUCUUAGAA